Messenger RNA from Prorocentrum cordatum, 5907 nucleotides. NCBI's taxonomy places the organism in Eukaryota, Dinophyceae, Prorocentrales, Prorocentraceae. The record is from the annotation of a GenBank genome assembly.
AUGGGGCGUGGCGGCAGCGGUCGCGGGGCGGGCAGCGCCUGGUGGCGCUACUGCAGGAACAUCACCAGCAACGGCGACCUCUGCAUCUGCGGCAGCAGCCUCGGCAGCCUCGUGCCCGAAGGCCACGUCUACAAGGAUGACGAAGGAGGCGGCGACAAAGCAGGCCAACGAGACCACACGGUCAGCCUCCAGGCCGCAGCUGCCGCAGCCUACAACAAGCUCAGCAAGGACGACCCGCUCAGGGCCCACUACGAGGCGCUCUGGCUGGACAAGCUCCAGAAAAAAAAGGUGCGAGCAGCAGGAGAGCAGGUGGAAAGCGCCAAGCAGUACCUGGUUGAGAGCGAACGCAAGCUUCACGACGCCAUGGCAGCCUCCAUCGUCGCAGAGGAGGAGUUCGACACGCUCAAGGCCCAGGUCGGAAAGCCCGAAGUGCCAGCAGCAAAACAACCUGGAGCAGAGAAGACGGCACUGGCAUCCCUCCUGGAGCAGUUCGAGAAAGAACCAGACGACUUCCACAAGUGGGCUGAACCUGACAAAGGAACCUGGCGGGCAGCAAAGGCAAAAGGCGAGGCAAUGGCGCAGAAGGUCAAGGAGCACGAGGCGGAGACGGCAAAGCACCUGCGGUACCUGGAGGAGGAGACCGCCAACCACCAGGAGCAGCUGCGCCAGCUCGAGCAGGCACGCACAAAGCGGCAGACGGAAGCACAGGCGAGCAAGAAGAAGGCUCGCCGUCAGUUCAACGUGGACUUCCUCAACAUCACGACCUGGGGCCCGCAGGCCCAGGACUACUUCAAGGAGAUCAGAAGCACCAAGGACAGGAACAUCAUCGGCAUUGCGGAGCAUCACCUUCGCCAGCCUGUGCAGAUCAGCAGGGCGCGAGCAGCCUGCGACGGCAUGGCCUGCGCAGCUACUGGACUCGAGCACGGCCAGGAGAAGGUGCGUUUCGCGGUAGCCUUCCUCUACCUGGAGUGCGGCAAGGGCCUCAGCGACAGGAAUGUGAACAUCCUCUGCGACCUGAGAGAGAAGAUGGCAGUCUGGGGAGGCCCCUGGGCAGCGAUGGGUGAUUUUAACAUCGCGCCGUCGGAGCUCAACGACAGCAUUUGGCCCAGGGUGUUGAAUGGGCAGGUGGUGGCCGCAGAAGGCUGCGAGGAGGCCGAAAACGACAUGGAGCCCGUGCCCCAGUUGUACUACGACAAGGAGGUCCAGCACGUGGUCACGGAUGAGUUCUGGCACGCCGCAGCCGAGCAGGUCAGAGCGAAGGUGCGAGAAGAGCUCCCGCCACGCCUGACAGGCACCGUCAUCAGCAAGCUCAUGGAGCAGGACAUGCUGGAGCUGGGGCAGCAGUACGACCUCUUCGCGGGAACCCUCGAGCUCAGCCUGUGCGAAAGCAUCGGCAUCCCAGCAGACAAGCGGGGCAAGCACAUGGGCCAUGGCCGCCCCCCGACGUUCAAGAGCGUCAGCACCAAGGACGGCGAAGCUAAUCACCAGCAGAUCCCAGAUGACCAGGACAGCAUCGGGCACCACCUGGCAGACCGCCGAGGACGGAGCACCAUGGACAUGGAUGACUACGACCCCUUCCAGGACGAGGAGGACAGCGAGGAUGGCCACCAGCAGCCCGCAGGUAAGCAGGACGGCGAAGACACCCACCAGCAUAACCCAGAUGACCAGGACAGCAUCGGGCACCACCUGCAGUGGGAGAACGCCGACGAGGACAACGGGGAUUGCCGCCAGCACUCCACAGAUAAGCAGGACGGCGAGGAUUACCACCAGCAGAUCCCAGAUCAGCAGGACAGCAUCAAGGGCCACCAAGGCGACCUGGAGAGGUGGGCUGCAAUCUGGAUGGAUGGCCUGAGCCAGGUACCAGCGGACAACACCAACUGGAUGGAGUGGUGCCCGCCCUUCCUGGAGGUGGUGUUCUCCAACGGCGGCAACAUCGGCCUGGAGCGGCUCCUCAGGCACAACGAAGAAGGCGAGGCCAAGGAGCAUCAGCAGAUCCUCCUGGCGACGCUGGGCAUGAUCGCAGAGGGAGCCCUGGUGGACCCUGCUACCAGCCACCAGGUCGCUGAAGGAGUCAGGAGCGCAGCCAAUAACCUCACCAAGGCGGCGAAGAAAGCGUACAUCCACUGGGUGCACGAUGCCACGGCAGGCAGCGCCAAGUUGGCCCACGCCUACACCAAGGCAGCGGAGCGCAGCCACAUCGAGGACACCCUGGGGCAUGAGGGCCAGGUGAUCUCGCACCCGCAGCAGCUGGUGGACCUGCGCAAGGGCGCGUGGCAGCGAAGGUGGACACGUGAUGCGCACAAGUCAGACCAGAUCCAGGACGCGCUGGGCAAGCUGAGGACGGCAGCGCUAGCCCAAGACAGUGCACCCGAGCCCCUCAGCAAGGACAUCGUCGGCUCCAUCAUCCAGCACCUAAAGCGGAACGCGGGCCAGGGAGCUGACUGGUGGAGGGCGCCAGAACUAAAGGCCAUGGGCGCCCAGGGGCUCACGGAGUUCGUGCAGUGCCUCCGCAACUGCGAGGAGCGUGCGGCGUGGCCAUGGCAGUUCUACCUAGUGCUGGAGCUGCUGCUGGGCAAAAAGCCAGGCAUAGGAGGCGAGCGACCCAUCGGCCUCAUGCCCAUGCCCUACCGUAUCUGGAGUGCGGCUAGACGGCCCAUCAUCGCCACCUGGAGCAAGGAGGCUGCAGGUUUCUGGGACACGGCAGUGGCAGGCUCCUCAGCGCUCAGAGUGGCGAUGCACAGGCUGAUGAGGGCAGAGGCGGCAGUGCAAAUGGGCUUCCACGCAGCUGGCAUCUUCUACGAUGCGGCCAACUUCUAUGAUAACCUUGGCCUCGACCAGCUGAUCGAGAAGGCCGGCGACCUCAACUACCCUCUGCUGCCCUUGGCCAUGGCAGUGCAGAUGUACCUGGCGCCGGAGGCCAUCAUGGCCCACAGCCUUUUCUCCGACAUCUUCGAGCCCGCCAACAGCAUGGUAGCAGGUUGUGGCCAGGCCGUGGACCUCACGAGGCCGCUCCUCUACGGUAUCAUGGAUGCAGCGUACAGGCACCACAUCUACGUGGUGAUCCAGCAGUACUUGGACGACCUGGCCCUGCAUAUCGAAGGAGCAAGAAAGCGAGUCAUAUAUCACGUGAAAUACGUGGCAGCCUUGGUGCAUCAGGGUUUCGCGAGGCUCUCCAUUCCGAUAUCCAUCAAGACGGCAGUCGCGGCCUCCGACAAGGACCUCCAGCAGGAGAUAGCCAGCAUCCUGGAUGGCCUGGGCACCCCGAAUAAGCAGCCUGGAGUUGUCCGAGACUUGGGCGUGGACACGGGGCUGGGCAAGCAGCUGAAGCGGCCCACCCAUGCAGCCAGGCAGGCGAAAGCAAAGCAGCGCGUCGCAAAGCUCAAGGAUCUCGCCAAGACGGGUGCCAGAGGUGCAGCCAAGGUAUACGCAGCGGGGGCCUACUGCCAACAAGCCUGGGACCUGCCAGCGCACGGCAUCACUUCCACGGAGGCGACCAAAUUCAGGGCCACAGAGGCAGCGCUGCUCACAGGAGGGCACAAAGCAGGCCGAUGCACAUCCACCAUCCUCCUGAUCCAGAGGGGCGCGCACGAGGCGGUUACCAGGGCCAUCGUGGAUCAAGUCAAGCAGUUCUGGCUCACCAUCGUAGACCACCCGACGGAGCUCAAGCGGUACCAGAGAGGCUGGCACAUGCUGUACGACAAGCUGCAGGCCCAGGAGCCCAACAGGAGGUGGAACCAGGUAAAGGGCCCCAUGGCAGGCGUCAUCGUGCAGCUGCUGGGGCUGGGCUGGAACCCAAGGCGGCCGGAUAGCUGGACCAGUCCAGCAGGAGAUGAGUGGGCGUACCGACCAGAAGACAUCCCACACUUCGGAGCGCUCCUCCAGGAGGUCCAGCUGAGCGCUCAGCUACAGCUCUGGCAGAAAGCGGCGGAGCAUCGGCACGGCGCAGGACUGCAGGAGGGGGGCGACCUCUACCAGCUGCACAGACACUUAAGGAGGAGGCGACGCAAAGGGCAACACGCCGAGGCGGCCAUGCUGGAGACCAUCGCAGUGGCAGGCAUUUGGACACGGGAGCGGCGCAGAGCAGCGAACCUCAACCAGGUUGACCCAGACGAGGACGUCGAGAAGGCGGCCCACAUCUUCUGCACCAACGCGGAGGCCCAAGCAGCAGCGCAGGCGGGCCACAAAGUCCAAGCCGAUUACAUUUUCACGGAUGGCUCCGGGGGGGCAGGUGCGACAGCCAAGGACCCCAGGCUACGGAGAUGUGGCUGGGCGGCGGUGGCCUUCAGGUACGACCGGGACGGCCUGCCUCAGGAGGUGGCAGCUUGGUACGGCACGAUCAGGGCGCCGCACGCGGUGCCAAGCGCGGAGCUCACGGCCAUUAGCAAGGCCAUCGGCUACACGACGGCGGCUUCAGCACGUGGGCUCAACAUCGUCAGCGAUUGCAAGUGCGCCCUGGAUGCCCUCAAACAGAUACAAGACCCAGAGGGCCUUGAUUACAGGAGCACCAAUUUUGACCUUUGGCUCAUGGCCAAGCGGCAACUCCAGAACAGCACCGACCACAUCAUGGGCCACCACAUCCCCAGUCACAUGAUCGAGCACCCGAAGCAUGGAACGCUGGGCCCUGCCAUAAUCGCGCAGCAGCAGAUCACGGACCAGAUCACGGUGGCAGUCCAGAACAGGCUGCUGGGCAUCAGCAUGGCGGUGAUGGUUGAGGAUCCCAACAAGCACCAGAACGUGAGGCUCGAUUUCAAGACAGUGCAGAUCGGCACGCAGGUCGUCCACGACACCCACAAGACGCAGCUCACGCAGGGUUGGCCCAGGUGCGAGAAGUGUGGGGCCACCAGCUACCUUGGGAACCACAAGGGCCGAAUUGUUGCAGGCGUUGCGCGCAAGCUGGCCAAGCCAUGUGUCCCGCCCACUACAGUGGGCCGCAGGGUCAUCACGGACUUGCAGAAGGGGAGGCUGCCGCGAAGAGCAAAGCAGGACGAGGGCCUAGCGGCAGCCGCGCCACCAGUGGAGGUCACGACAGUGGGCUUCAACCCAGGAGCGAGCAGCGCAGAGGUGAUCGACCUGGACGGAGAAAGCUCGGAAGCAGAGACACCGCAGCCAGCUCAGCCACAACCUCCAAGGCAGCCCCACCCAGUAGCCCAGGCGAGCUGGCAGCUAGUGGACCACAUGGAGGGCUACGCGGAGCAGUGGAUGAACAUGGUGGACCAGGGUGUGUGGGAGGACAAGGGCGACUGGAUGGAGCAUGGUGUCCCGUACCUGCUCGCCGUCACCAACGCUGGAGGCAGGGCGGACGUCCAAGACCAGAGGAGGGCAGUCACGCCAAUGGAGAUCCAGCAGAUCAUCGACUUCUGCGAGGACAUCUGGAAGAACACCCACAGGGCGCAAAGGAGGCUCAUGACACACAUGCUCACACUCCCGCACGGCUCCAGACAGCAGGCGGCAAGAGUACACAUGGAAGCUUGCCAGGGCAGGCGGAAGACCAUCCUCACCCACAGCAUCCCCAGCAGUGAGCGCAGGCCACUACCCAGCACGGCGGAUGACUACAGAGCGCGGACCCCUGAGUACCAGGACGACAACUCCACGCAACCAGACAGUGAGGUGCCAGAGCUGGAAGGUCAUGACAGUGACCGCGACAUGGACACCAUUAAUGCGACAGGCCAGCUCAACGAUGCCACAACCUGCGACAAGACCAGUGCGACCUUUCAGGGGACACCGUGGUUCGCCAAGCCGACGGGACCCGACCCGAUGAAGCACGUGCGGGAGGCCAAGGACGCAGGCACGCAGCACCUGCGACUCCGCCAGCAACGAGGACACGAAGACCAAGACCCUGAGCAAGAGCUGGCCUGGCUUAAGAGGCACCGCAUGGAGCAGCCCAUGCAAUCGCUGGCAGGAGGCUAA